AUGUCAAAAUCAAAGUCACAUAACUAUAGACCAACAGCAACGACGUCAUUAACAGAAGAAAUUAAAGUAGUUGUUGUUGGUGAUGGUUACACAGGCAAAACAACACUAUGUAUUGUUUAUAAAGAUGGAGAAUAUCCACAAGAUCCAUAUGUUCCAACUAUUUUUGAGAACUAUGCAGCAACAGUGACAUUAAGUAAUCAAAAAUAUAUUCUCAAUUUAUUUGAUAGUGCUGGACAGGAAGAAUAUGAUCAACUACGUAUAAUGGCUUAUCCAAAUACAAAUGUAUUUAUUCUUUGUUUUUCUGUUGUUGAUCCUGAUAGCUAUUCGAAUAUAUUAAGUAAAUGGAUACCGGAAUUAAAUCGUUAUGCACCACGUAUACCUAUUGUACUUGUUGGAACUAAACUUGAUUUACGUAAUGAUCCAUCUACAUUAGAAGGAUUAGCAGAAAAAAAUCAACGACCAAUUACACAGUCUCAAGGAGAAUAUUUAGCACGUAUAUGUUCAGCUAAAGCUUAUUUAGAAUGUUCAUCAAUGCUUAAUUUUAAUGUACGAAAUGUAUUUGAACAAGCUAUUGAAAUACAUAAUUCAUAUGAACAACGACAUCGAAAUCGAAUAAAUGGUGGACGAAGAAUUUUAUCAUCGAAAUUUCAUUCUUGUUCAUGGUUUGGAUCAUUAUUAUGUUGUACAAAUCGUUCUAGAACAUCAUCAUCAUCAUCGUCAUCAAAGAAAAAUGCACGAACAAAAAAAACUGAACAGAUUCGUUAUACAAUGUGA
Messenger RNA from Adineta steineri, 774 nucleotides. NCBI's taxonomy places the organism in Eukaryota, Metazoa, Rotifera, Eurotatoria, Adinetida, Adinetidae. The record is from the annotation of a GenBank genome assembly.